Messenger RNA from Ylistrum balloti, 1897 nucleotides. Its product is annotated as pre-mRNA-splicing factor SYF2-like. The record is from RefSeq and is a predicted model, not a curated record. The transcript has 7 exons. The coding region runs from base 14 to 706 and encodes 230 amino acids. NCBI's taxonomy places the organism in Eukaryota, Metazoa, Mollusca, Bivalvia, Pectinida, Pectinidae. Gene Ontology annotation, cellular component: post-mRNA release spliceosomal complex; Prp19 complex; catalytic step 2 spliceosome.
ACAGAUAUCAACAAUGGCUUCAUUACAAACAGAACCAUCAAGUAGCAAAGGAGCUUCAUCUAAGACAAGUAAAUUGGAUCGUCUAAAAAAUUUGGAGUUACGCAUGAAUGAAGCCAGAAAACUGAAUCAUAAAGAAGUAGUUGAAGAAGACAGAAGAAAGAAACUUCCAGCAAAUUUUGAGCAAAAGAGGAAAAGAAUAGAGUGGGAAGAAGAGGAAGAAAAUAAGAGAAAGGAGGCAGAAGCAAAAGGAGAAGAAUAUGACAGAGUAAAAUUAUUGGAAAUUGGAGCUGAUGAGGCAGAAAAAUGGGAACGAAAAAAGAAAAAGAAGAAUCCAGACCCAGGAUUUUCUGGAUAUGAAGCAGCAACUCGACGUCAGUACGACAGACUCACUAAAAGUCUCAAACCAGACAUGGACAACUAUAACAGACAGAAGGAUAAGCUUGAAGAAGAUUUCUAUGCUACUGGGAACACACUUGGGUUAAGUCAGCGUAAAGAUUCUGAGGAGGCAGUAGAUAGAAUGGUGAAUGAUCUGGAGAAACAAAUUAAAAAGCGUGAGAAGUAUAGUCGCCGGCGGACAUUUGAUGAAGAUGCUGAUAUUGAUUACAUCAAUGAGCGUAACAUGAAGUUUAACAAGAAGCUCGAGAGAUUCUAUGGAACCUACACGGCUGAAAUUAAACAGAACCUUGAGCGGGGAACAGCAGUCUAAAUUUAUCUAUCAUUUCUAAUAUCAAAACAUCACAGUGUAAACAACAGUUAGAACUUUAUUUAUAGUACCAAACAACAAAUCAGACAUUCUAGCAAAAGUCUGACCAAAUCUAUCCCAAAACGAUGCAAACGAAAGAAAAACAAAUAAUUUUUUUGUUUAUUAAUCCAGAUUAUGUCAUACUGGGUAGUUAAAAUGUUUAUUCUUAGUUAUUUCUAUAUCUGGUUCCAUGAACACCUGUUUAAGUAAUGUGUGUAGGGGAGCCUUGAUUAUCUCUAUAUCUGGUUCCAUUAACACCAGUUUAAGUAAUGAGUGUAAGAGAACCUUGAUUGUCUCUCCGGUUCCAUUAACACCCUGUGUAAGUAUUGUGUGUAGGGGAGCCUUGAUUGUCUCUCCGGUUCCAUUAACACCCUGUGUAAGUAUUGUGUGUAGGGGAGCCUUGAUUGUCUCUCCGGUUCCAUUAACACCCUGUGUAAGUAUUGUGUGUAGGGGAGCCUUGAUUGUCUCUCCGGUUCCAUUAACACCCUGUGUAAGUAAUGUGUGUAGGGGAGCCUUGAUUGUCUCUCCAGUUCCAUUAACACCCUGUGUAAGUAAUGUGUGUAGGGGAGCCUUGAUUGUCACUAUAUCUGGUUUCAUUAACACUGGUUUAAAAGUACUGUUAAUUUGUACACAUAUAAGAGAACCUUGAAUAUAUUUAUUAAAAAUCUAGUUAUAUGAAUUUGAAAGCAAAACAUGGGAUAUUAGUAAUGCCAGUGUAUCUUCUACUGAUUUCAAAGUGGUUUUGUACAUUUAAAGAAUAUCUUAAAUCAGGAAUAUGUUUAAGCUGUGAUGGAAAUGGAUAGAAAAGGGGGGGUAGAUGGAAUGAAAAGAGAAUAGAGAGAGAUUGGGGAUUGUGUCAGAAAAUGGUGUGUGUAGGAAUAUUACAAUUGUGUAUGAUACUUUUGUGUACGACUGAGUUUUUUGGUGAAUGACUUUAAUUAUUGAGUAUAUGCAGUAUUGUUUUACCAGUUUUUUUUAAAUGCUGAACACAAGAAUAUUUCUCCUAAUUAUGAAAAGUAACACUGCAUAUCUUUAAUUGUUAAAAAUAAAACUGAAAUGGAGAUCUUAUCAUCAUGUAAAGCGAGGUUUGUUUGUUCAUCAUUAUACUACUUCGAUGAUUUAAAAUUUCUGAAUAAAACACGAAUUUAAUGGCCA